Messenger RNA from Juglans microcarpa x Juglans regia, 1571 nucleotides. Its product is annotated as COP9 signalosome complex subunit 4-like. Gene Ontology annotation, cellular component: COP9 signalosome; cytosol. The record is from RefSeq and is a predicted model, not a curated record. Lineage: Eukaryota; Viridiplantae; Streptophyta; Magnoliopsida; Fagales; Juglandaceae. The transcript is spliced from 14 exons. Bases 119 to 1312 code for a protein of 397 amino acids.
GACUGCGCAGCAGCAUUGGAGCUAAGGAUUUCAUUCAGGGAAUUUCAGGGUUUAGGGUUCCGUCCUUGAACGGAGAAAGAAUAAUCUGACUGAACCGAGAAGAAGAGCCCGGACUUCCAUGGAGAGUGCCUUCGCCAGCGCCUCUGCGAUCACAGACCAGAGGCGGAAGAUCGAGCAGUACAAGCACAUUCUAGCCACUGUGAUUUCCUCCAACGACGUUGUUCAGGCCAAGAAAUUCAUCGAUCACAUUUUAUCCGACGACGUUCCAUUGGUCGUAUCGCGGCAGCUUUUGCAGAGUUUUGCACAGGAAUUGGGGAAAUUGGAGCCUGAGGCCCAAAAGGAGAUUGCGCAUUAUACUCUUGCACAGAUUCAGCCACGGGUCGUUUCGUUUGAAGAACAGGUGUUAGUUAUCAGGGAGAAACUUGCUGAGUUAUAUGAGUCCGAGGAGCAAUGGUCUAAAGCAGCUCAGAUGCUCAGUGGCAUUGAUCUAGAUUCUGGAAUGAGAGUGAUUGAUGAUACAUUCAGGUUGUCAAAAUGUGUCCAAAUUGCUCGCCUUUAUCUUGAGGACGAUGAUGCUGUCAAUGCGGAAGCUUUUAUUAAUAAGGCUUCAUUUUUGGUUAGCAAUAGUCAACAUGAAGUUUUGAAUUGGCAGCAUAAGGUCUGUCAUGCAAGGAUUUUAGAUUUGAAGAGGAAGUUCUUGGAAGCAGCAUUGCGAUAUUAUAGCAUAUCCCAAAUUGAAAAGCGGAAAAUAGGAGAUGAGGAGAUUGAUGAGGAAGCAUUGGAGCAAGCUCUUUCUGCUGCUGUGACAUGUACGAUUUUGGCAGCUGCAGGUCCUCAACGUUCUCGUGUUCUUGCAACUUUGUACAAAGAUGAACGGUGUUCAAAAUUGAAAAUUUAUCCUAUAUUGCAAAAGGUGUAUCUGGAGAGAAUUUUGAGAAAGCCUGAAAUUGACGCCUUUGCCGAGGAAUUAAAAGCACAUCAAAAAGCACUUCUGCCAGACAAUUUUACUGUAUUGGAUCGUGCUAUGAUUGAGCAUAAUCUUUUGAGUGCAAGCAAACUUUACACAAAUAUAAGCUUUGAUGAAUUGGGCACCUUGCUGGGCAUUGCUCCUGAUAAGGCUGAGAAGAUAGCAUCAAGAAUGAUUUAUGAAGAUAGAAUGAGGGGAUCGAUUGAUCAGGUGGAAGCUGUCAUACAUUUUGAAGAUGACACUGAAGAGCUGCAACAGUGGGAUCAACAGAUUGUAGGCCUCUGUCAGGCUCUCAAUGAUGUCUUGGAUAGUAUGGCAAAAAAAGGCUUGGCAAUCCCCGUCUGAUUGAUAUUUGCAAUGACCGGAAGUUUUCUUUUUCCCUUUUUGACUAGUAUAUCUGCUUCAAAAGAUGGCUGUUCAUUAUUAGUUCAAGUUGGGUGAAGUUUACUUAUUAUGUAAUACUAUAUGAAACUCAUGUUUAUCUAAAUAUGGAGUUUCUGUCUAGAACGAGGUUGGUUAUUCCUGCUCUUUUGGUAAUGGGUUGUGUUCUUGUGGCCUCCCCGGUCAUGUCCCUUCAAUUACGGGAGAUCAUCAUUCUUCUCAA